GCGCGUUGAUUGGCUGCCAAGACCUAUCUCUCAGCCUUGCGACACAUCUCACUAACUCAAACUUGGGCAGCUUCACUCCAACAAGACGGCAAUUCGAGCACCCUUCGGUCAAACCUGAUGUUUACCCACCUGUAACACAUACAGCUUCCUGUCACUACCUUUCCGUGUUUUGUCCGAAACUAUGACCUGAUACAGCGCAAAAAACCAAUCCAACGCCAUGGGUCCCUUCUCUUUAAAGAACGUCUAUAGCCUCGACACCCUCGACACGCGGUUUACCACCCCAUCCUCCGUCCCAUACAAGUUUACAGCAGACGCUCGAGAUGGGAAAGCGAAGAGAGAGGCUUCCAAUAAACCCGACAAAAAGACCCAAGGAUCAAAAUGGGGAACGCCAGAAUUUGUCCUCUACUACCUGGUCUUCUUGGUGACGGUGCCUCGAAUGUUCUGGAUAGCAUACGAUGUUUCAAGAUCAUCUGAUCCAAGAUACCCCAAGUAUAAGCACUUCCUCUCCCCAGGCUGGAUCCCGGGCCGACAGAUCGAUGUGUCAGAUAACCAGUAUCACACGUUCCGGUCCAACCUCCCCUAUAUGGCAACACUCCUUGUCGCCCAUCCCCUACUUCGCCGGGCCUGGAAUGCAGCAUUUCCGCUCCCCAGUGUAAAUGGCUCGAGCAGGCCAACUCCCCAGACCGCAGAGGCCCGACUGAACCAGCGAGCGUCGUUCGACUACAUCUUUGCCCUUUUCUUCCUCACUGUACUCCAUGGUUUCUCGGCACUUAAGGUGCUUGCCAUCCUCUAUAUCAAUUACGGCAUCGCAACGAGACUCCCGAGGCGACACGUGCCCUGGGUAACUUGGGUUUUCAAUAUCGCUACUCUGUUUGCGAACGAAUUGACCGACGGCUAUAAGUUCCGAGACAUUGCGAAGCUCGUUUCUGGACCGCCGGGGCCAGAUCUAGUCUCUGACCCAGGCGCUUUAGUCCGCCUUGGGACCUGGUUGGACAGCUAUGGAGGGAUCAUGUCUCGGUGGGAGAUUCUCUUCAACAUUACCAUACUGCGGCUCAUUAGCUUCAACCUGGAUUACUACUGGAGUCAAGAUCGAGGGAGCAGUAGUCCGAUCGAGAAGAAGCAGCUUGACCCUGCGAACCUCUCAGAGCGUGACCGUAUUACAAUCCCCGCCGCAGCCUCGGACUUCACCUUCAGGAACUACCUGGCCUAUGCCGUCUAUGCUCCUUUGUAUCUCACGGGGCCCAUCUUGACCUUCAACGAUUACAUCUCGCAGCUUCGAUAUAAGCCAGCAAGUAUCGAGAAGCCCCGCACCAUUCGGUACGCUAUCCGCUUCCUCCUCGUCCUCCUGGCCAUGGAGGUGAUCCUGCAUUACGACUACGUCAGCGCGAUCAGCAAGGCAAACCCCGUCUGGUCGAGCUACACUCCUUCCCAGCUCUCACUCCUCUCCUACUUCAACCUGCACAUGAUCUGGCUCAAACUGCUUAUCCCCUGGCGGAUGUUCCGCCUGUGGGCGCUCGUCGACGGUAUUGACCCACCGGAGAACAUGCUCCGCUGCGUCAGCAAUAACUACUCGGCUGUGCUCUUCUGGCGCGCCUGGCACCGCAGCUACAACCGCUGGCUCAUCCGGUACAUCUACGUGCCGCUGGGGGGGUCUGACUUCCGGUCCUGGCGCACCGCCGUGCGUUCCGUGGCCACCUACCUGCUCGUCUUCACCUUUGUCUCCCUCUGGCACGACAUCAAGCUGCGCCUGCUCAUCUGGGGCUGGCUGAUCGUCCUCUUCAUGGUCCCCGAGUUCACGGCGAGGUACCUGUUCCCGGCCCGGAAGUGGGAGAGCCGGCCGACGGCGUACCGCAUGAUAUGCUGUGCGGGAGCCGUGGGGAACGUGAUCAUGAUGAUGGCUGCCAACCUCGUCGGGUUCGCCGUUGGCCUGGAUGGUUUGGAGAGCAUAGUGAGGGGAAUAUUCCAUGAUUUCUCUGGCAUCAUCUUCCUCGUCGCGGCUUGCUCGGCGCUGUUUGUGGGUAUUCAGGUCAUGUUUGAGAUCCGGGAAACGGAGUUGAGGAAGGGGAUAUCCUUGAAGUGCUAGGCGGAGCACCACCCAUCUUUGUACCAUGAGACAUGGUCGCGCAUAGAUAUUCCGGGUUGGCGGGUUUUCAUAUUGUAGUUUUGACAGGCGGUUUAUAUGUGCCCAUAGAUCAUUACACUUGUUAUAUAAUGAUGAUAUUUAUUUCCGUAUUGAAUCAUAGAGGCGCCAAAGACUACAGCCCCUAUACACGCUGCUCGCAAUUGGUUGACGUUGUCUUCAAAGAUGCUGGAAAUAUCCGUUGGAUUGAAUGAUA
Phialemonium atrogriseum is the source of this 2336-nucleotide messenger RNA. RefSeq names its product putative glycerol:H+ symporter. Gene Ontology annotation, cellular component: endoplasmic reticulum. Gene Ontology annotation, biological process: GPI anchor biosynthetic process. The transcript has 5 exons. The record is from RefSeq and is a predicted model, not a curated record. Lineage: Eukaryota; Fungi; Ascomycota; Sordariomycetes; Cephalothecales; Cephalothecaceae. Bases 218 to 2083 code for a protein of 621 amino acids.